This is a messenger RNA of Loxodonta africana (African savanna elephant), 1973 nucleotides long. RefSeq names its product small ribosomal subunit protein eS7-like. Gene Ontology annotation, molecular function: structural constituent of ribosome. NCBI's taxonomy places the organism in Eukaryota, Metazoa, Chordata, Mammalia, Proboscidea, Elephantidae. The record is from RefSeq and is a predicted model, not a curated record. Gene Ontology annotation, biological process: ribosomal small subunit biogenesis; rRNA processing; translation. The transcript has a single exon. Gene Ontology annotation, cellular component: small-subunit processome; cytosolic small ribosomal subunit; 90S preribosome. Bases 1 to 516 code for a protein of 171 amino acids.
AUGCCGGCCCUCAGCAAGGAAAAGGCCAUGUUCAGUUCAAACGGGAAGAUUAUGAAGCCCAAUGGCAAAAAGCUGGAUGAAUUUGAGUCUGGCAUUUCUCAAGCGCUGCUUGAACUGGAGAUGAACUCGGACCUAAAGGUUCAGUUGAGGGAGCUGAAUAUAACUGCAGCCAAGGAAAUUGAAGUUGGUGGUGGUCGGAAAGCUAUUAUAAUCUUUGUCCCCAUUCCUCAACUCAAGUCUUUCCAGAAGAUCCAAGUCAGGCUAGCACAUGAACUGGAGAAAAAGUUCAGUGGAAAGCACGUUGUCUUUAUUGCUCAGAGGAGAGUUCUGCCUAAACCACUCUUUUUUAUUUUUCAUGCGAAAAAUAAGCAGAAGCCUCCCAGGAGCCGUACUCUGACAGCUGUGCACAAUGCAAUCCUUGAAGACUCGGUCUUCCCAAGUGAAAUCGUGGGCAAGAGAAUCCGUGUAAAACUGGGUGGCAGCUGGCUUAUAAAAGUUCAUUUGGACAAAGCAUAGCAGAACAAUGUAGAACACAAGGUUGAAACUUUUUCUGGUGUGUAUAAGAAGCUCACAGGCAAGGAUGUUAAUUUUGAAUUCCCAGAAUUUCAAUUGUAAACAAAAAUGACUAAAUAAAGAACCAUUCACAAUAAAAAAAUAAAUAAGAUUACAGCCUACGAAACCCUAUGGGGCAGUUCUGCUCUGUCCUGUAGGGCCAUUAUGAGUUGGAAUUGACUCACCGGCACAUAACAACAACCAUGUCCUAGUCACUGAAAAAGGAUAGUUCCCCCUAGUUCAGCUUGGCACUGUAGAUUUUAAUUCUUUAAAUCACACAAUCUGAAUGAACCUUGAAACAUAAUAGAUCAUAAAUUGACAUCUCAGCCAACAAUGACCAGAUCCUAUGAAAUAAAAUUUUGUUGCCCAUGCUAUCAUACCCAAAAGAGCAAAGUAAAAAUAUUCACAUUAAAAUAAUGAUGUGAGCCUUCUAAGGAUGUGGAAGGAAGUCAUGCCUCAUUUUGUCAAACCAGAGAUGCUUCAGCUUUAAUUGGACUUUUCCAUCUUGCACACUGCCUGCCAUGUGGUGGGUAGGCUGGAAGCAUCUACUGCGCAAAUGGUUUUGGCAUGAAAAGUUGUUCUUUUAUCAUGAGGCAAAAUUCAUAUGACUGUGAUCUGUCCUCAGAAGAGUUUAACUUUAAUCUUAGACUUUGUAGAUCCAAAUGGAAGUUACACUAUGUGAAAUCCAUUUCUCCAUAGAAAAAUGACUCCUCUCAGACUUCAAAUAGACUUUGUUCUUCACUUACAUGUGAAGUGAGAUUCCAAUUUCUGUUGGGUCUCUGCAGGAGGAAAGUUUGAACAUUAUCCUGAAUCUUAAGAUAUGUUUCACAGUAAAACUUUUCUUCCCAACUCAGUAAGUUUUUGCUUCCUAUAAUUUACUGGAUGAUGAAUUGAAGUGUUUUCUGCUUUGGGAAAAUAAUAUGCCUCAACAAUUGUCCUCACACAUGCCUUCAGGGUUGGCUGGUCAGAAUGAGAUUGCUUGGUAACCAGAGAAGGUGAAGGUGUUCUAAUGUCCCGAACAUGCUUUUCUUGAAAUCACGUUUUGCUCUUUUAAAAUCAGUUUAAAUAUACAUUCCCUUUUCCUGGUUUGCCCUCCUGGCAUUUUUUAUUUUUUCUGUUGGGAUAAGUACUGCUUCUCAGAAUUUCCUGCCUGACAAACAAUAGAGCUAACUGAUGAUUGUUACGGUUCAGUGAAUCCUUUAUUGAAGGACGAAUGAUCUGCUUUACUUAGGUAUUGAGACAUACUACCCUCCUUUUGGAAGAGGUAAUCAAUUAUUUUAGAAACUGCACGUGUUCGGACGUGCUUCUCUAUCUGCACACGUGUCUUUCUUCAAGAGACCUCUGAGUCCCCUUUUCCAUUUUCAGAAGCUGGAGGGCCCUUUACUAAUAAAGAAUAUUAAGCUGUCCUUUAACUCUUGCUA